Sphaeramia orbicularis (orbiculate cardinalfish) is the source of this 2793-nucleotide messenger RNA. RefSeq names its product interleukin-31 receptor subunit alpha. The transcript has 14 exons. The coding region runs from base 326 to 2650 and encodes 774 amino acids. Gene Ontology annotation, molecular function: protein binding. The record is from RefSeq and is a predicted model, not a curated record. Lineage: Eukaryota; Metazoa; Chordata; Actinopteri; Kurtiformes; Apogonidae.
CCUCACUAAUGUAAUGUUUGUCAUUUCACUAUUGCCUUCUAGAGUCAUCAUCCAAAGUCUCUGCUGCUGCUGUGUGAUGGGGGACCGCGAGUGAGCAGGGGGGCAGAUCCAGCUCAGAUCGGAUCAGUAUUCAUGGAGCAGAGCCCUGCUGCCAUGUGGGCCUGUCUGCUCGGGGCCGGACUUGUCCUGGGUAAAUGCUCCGAUUCCUCACGUCCUGGCUCCAUCCGUCUCUGUUACAACCCACCCCAAACCCCCGGAGCUGGUCUCGUGUGUGUUCCAGGAACGAGCUAAUAUCACCUGUCAAUGGAAGCCCGGAGACCCCCAGAUGACGAACUACACUCUGAGCAUUCGGAAAAUGGCAGGAGCUAAGGUGUUUACCUGCCCUCCUACCUCUGACACCAAAUGCACGGUGACAAUAGGCGAUUCAACUGUGAGGAGUGACUUCUGUAUCAACAUCACAGCACACGGUCGAGACGGUAACGUAACAUCAGGACCUCGGUGUCAGUCUGGAAGGAUUGAAAUCAAGUUAGAGCAAGUGAAGUUAGAAGAUGUGAGGCCAGUGGCUGCUGAUCCACGGUGUCUGUCGGUUUCCUGGAGACGUAAAUUGAACUUUGCUGUAUCGCCAAAUGAGAUAAAAGAUGGAAUCUUGAAAUCUCAAAUUGCAUUUAAGGCAGAGGGACAGUGUGAUUUUCAGGUGGAAAAUGUGACAGUGAGAGACUUCAACUUCACGGUGUGUUUGUUCAGAGCAGACACCACUUAUACGCUCAAACUCCGACACCGUUACAACAGCUCCAGGAGCCCAUGGAGUUUAUGGAGCAGCACAGCACAGGGAAGAACGGCAGAGGACGCUCCGUCAUCAGCGCUGCUGUUCUGGAGGCGGGUCAAAGAGACGGACCAGAAUGGACGGAGACUCACCUCACUGCUCUGGAAGCCCUUGCCUCAUUUUCUGGCCAACGGCUUAUUUCGCUUCUACAACGUGACCUGUCGAACAGAGGGUGGUCUGGUUCUGACUGACAAUGGGAGCUGUAGAAACCUCCAUGGGUCCUGUACUUCUUGUAGUUUGCACCUCCCACCUGGACGCUGCUCCUGCUCUCUGACAGCCUCCACCUCUGCAGGGACCUCACCAGAAGCCUGGAUAUGGCUCCAUGGAGCUCAGGAUGCAGAGCUGCCAUCCAUGAGUCAAAUCACAGCAGUACCUCUGGAUGACCAUCACUUGGAGGUACGGUGGAUCGCUCCAGCUGAGCCUUCUCCAAGCGGUUUUGUUGUCGAAUGGUUUACUGUUAGAGAGAAAAACGACAGCACCAUUCACUGGGAGCGUCUGAAUAGGUCCUGUACAACGCUGGUAAUUUCAGAAGGAGUGGAGCCACUGACGCGUUAUACAGUAUCUGUUAGAGCGUUGUACGCUGAAGGAGGAGCAGGACAGGACAGUACGCAGCUCAUCUACACACGACAAGGAGUGCCCUCAGCUGGUCCUCAAGUGAAGGUGCAGAAGAUCUCCGGCAGUUCUGUGGAGUUCAGCUGGGCUCCUAUACCUGUGGAAGACCUGCACGGUUUCAUCUGUAACUACACAAUCUACUACGCAAUGACAAACCAACCAGCCAGGAGUGAGAUUGUACCUGGUCACGUUCGUCGUCACACUCUGCUGAAUUUAUCACCGGGUCACUACAGCGUCUACUUAAGGGCCAACACAGAGGCUGGAGCGGGGGAGAACGGGACAACCGUUAAUGUUCACAUAGGCUCUGAGGAAGUCCCAGUGGCCAUGUAUGUCAUCUGUCUCCUCGUGCUGACUUCAGGAGCGCUGCUUCUGAUGGCCGGUCUGGCUCACAGUCACAUUGUGAAGCACAAACUGUGCCAAAACAUCCCUGAUCCGUCCAACAGCAGUCUGAGCCGCUGGACCCUGAAACCAGCCUUGGAGAGCAUGAAGUGGGCUGCAACACCAGAGAAGUGUGAAAUCAAAUACUCUGAGGUGGUUUUGCUGAAUGAGAGUGAGCUCCACAACUCUGAGUUGGAUCAGGAUCUCCACUAUAAAACCAGCUGUCAUCUCCAGACGUAUUCCUCCCACCAGUGCGCUCUGCAGCCAGGAUCGGAAAGUGUUGACUCACACCAUAAGACCAGAAGUAGUGACAUGGAGAGCAUGAGGACCUCGACCGGAGCCGACGGCUCCUUGGGGGCUGGUUUCUCCUCCUGUCCCUCCAUCUACAUGAACAUCCUCUACUCCCAGGCGCUUCCUCUAUCCCUCCUCCCCCUGUCGUACACAGACGGACAUUACGGCUCCGUUCACGUUCACGAUGGGGAGCUUCAGCCAGGGGGAGCCGGUGAGCAGCCUGGGUCUCCACAGACCACCAGCAGAGGCCCGAGUCCACCUCCGUCCCAAACAGACGGACUGGGAACCCACCGUCACCUUCACGGUACUCUGUCCUUUUCCGGUCUCUGCGGCGUCUCACAUCCGUCUCCCUUCCUUUCUCAUUUAGCCAACGCUGCUUCACAGCACCUUUGCGCUCAAAAGCGCUGCAGUUCGGCCCAGCAGCUGGAGCCCGACACCUUCAGUCAGUCCACAAACCCACCUCGGACCUUUACACCUUUUACUCAGGCAGUUUUCCUGGAUUUCUCACAUUCUGCUGUGGAGUGUGAUCCGUACAUCCCUGUUUAAUUUGAAGUGUAACACAAAGAUCACAGGUUUUAGAGCAGGGGUCUCAAACGUGUGGCCCGGGGGCCAAAUGCGGCCCACCAAACGUUCCAAUGCGGCCCGUGGGAUGAAUUUGCAAAGUGCAAAAAUUCCACGGAUUCAUUUAA